AUGGCCGACAUGGAGGAGCAGCUGUCUGAUGAAGAGAAGGUUCGUGUAGCAGCAAAGUUUAUCAUCCAUGCUCCACCAGGAGAGUUUAAUGAAGUGUUUAAUGAUGUACGGUUGCUUCUUAACAAUGAUAACUUACUCAGGGAAGGUGCUGCUCAUGCAUUUGCUCAGUACAACUUGGAUCAGUUCACUCCAGUAAAAAUUGAUGGCUAUGAUGAACAGGUAUUAAUAACAGAACAUGGUGACCUUGGCAAUGGGAGGUUUUUGGACCCAAAAAGUAAGAUUUCUUUUAAGUUUGAUCACCUAAGAAAAGAGGCAAGUGAUCCUAGGCCUUCCGAUGGAGAAAAUGCAAUUGAAUCAUGGAGGAACACAGUGGACACUGCUGUAAGAUCCUAUGUGAAAGAACAUUAUCCAAAUGGAGUUUGCACUGUGUAUGGUAAAACCAUUGAUGGACAACAAACCAUUAUUGCAUGUAUAGAGAGCCAUCAGUUUCAAGCUAAAAACUUCUGGAAUGGACGUUGGAGGUCAGAAUGGAAAUUUACAAUAACGCCAUCGACUACAAAAGUGUUCGGCAUUUUAAAAAUUCAGGUUCAUUAUUAUGAAGAUGGUAAUGUCCAGCUUGUGAGCCAUAAAGACAUAGAAGAGUCAUUAACUGUUUCUAAUGAGGUCCAGACUGCUAAGGAGUUCAUUAAAAUUGUAGAGGAUGCUGAAAAUGAGUACCAGACUGCAAUCAGUGAAAAUUACCAGACUAUGUCUGACACUACUUUUAAAGCCUUACGUCGGCAGCUGCCAGUGACACGCACCAAGAUCGACUGGAACAAGAUUCUUAGUUACAAAAUUGGAAAAGAAAUGCAAAAUGCCUAGGAUAAACAUUGCAUGGCUGAAACAUUUUUAGUGUUUUUGCAUCAAAAUUAUUGCAAAAAAGUAUUUGGAUCUGCCAAAUUGCAGCAUGGCCUUUUGCUUAAAAAAAGGAAAU
Xenopus tropicalis (tropical clawed frog) is the source of this 973-nucleotide messenger RNA. RefSeq names its product capping actin protein of muscle Z-line subunit alpha 2 (gene capza2). Gene Ontology annotation, biological process: barbed-end actin filament capping. Lineage: Eukaryota; Metazoa; Chordata; Amphibia; Anura; Pipidae. The record is from RefSeq and is marked provisional. Gene Ontology annotation, cellular component: F-actin capping protein complex.